AUGGAACGAGGCCUACGACAGGGUGAUAUGCUUGCCCCGUUUUUAUUUCUCAUUGUUUCUGAGGGUCUUAAUGGUUUAUUCAUGAAUGCUGUAAAAUUGGGAGAAUUUAGUGGUUACAAGGUGGGGACGAGUGGCUCAUGUGAGAUCUCUCUCCUUCAGUUCGCUGACGACACUAUCUUCAUGGGGGAGGCCUCAUUCCAGAAUGUGGUGGUAAUGAAAGGUAUUCCUGUUGGAGCAUGGGCUGACCGCUUACAAACUUGGGAUCCAGUUUGUAAUAAGAUAAUGAGAGACUUUCUUUGGGGUGGUGGGGAAGAAGAUAAAAAAAUUGCUUGGUGGAUUGAUGGUGUGUGGUAUUGGGAUUUCCUUUGGAGGCGUCCCCUGCUGGGUAGGGAGCUGCAAUGGUUUGAGUCUUUGCUGUCUGAUAUUAGCAGUGUUCAGCUUGUUGAAGGUGCUUUUGAUCGUUGGUCUUGGUUGCCUAGUAGUGAUGGUGUUUACUCGGUUAGUUCUGCAUAUUCUUUUAUGCAGGAUCCACUCUUACCGACGCAGGAUCAUGCUCUUUCAGAGGUUUGGAAGUCAUUGGCCCCUUCGAAUAUUAAAGCUUUUUCCUGGAGGCUCUUGUUGGACAGGAUUGCAAGUCGGGAGAAUUUACUUAAACGUCAAUUGGUUUUUAGGUGGCUUGGGGUGGAUCCUAUUAUUGCCUCUUCCCCGCGGGAUCAUUUCAUUGGCUUCAAAAUUGGCUGGAAUAAUUCACAAAGACGUGUUGCUUUGACUGUGUGGUUUGCCACUGUUUGGAAUUUAUGGCUGGCUAGGAACUCAAUUGUUUUCAAGGGUGGCCUUUUCAAUCAUGAAAAUAUUAUGGAAUUGGUCAAAAAACAAUCCUGGGCGUGGGCUAAAGUAAAGGUCAAGGAGGUCUCUUAUUCAUUCUAUGCUUGGUAUACUAAUCCUUUGCUUUGCAUUCAUGGAUUAUAA
Messenger RNA from Lotus japonicus, 969 nucleotides. RefSeq lists its product as uncharacterized. Bases 1 to 969 code for a protein of 322 amino acids. The transcript has 5 exons. NCBI's taxonomy places the organism in Eukaryota, Viridiplantae, Streptophyta, Magnoliopsida, Fabales, Fabaceae. The record is from RefSeq and is a predicted model, not a curated record.